AUGUCCGACCCAGACCCCCCACCACCACCACAACAACCUCCACCCCUAAACACCGGCUACAACCGCACGGCACUAAUCACAAGCCUAACCAACUACUACACCCUCCUCUCCAAAACCGUCUCCAUCCACCCCUUGCACAUCCACCUCGCCCCACCCACCGGCCACCCCCCCUCAUCCCUCCCCCUCCCCCAGCUCCAGCGCCUAGGCUUCACUCCCACCAUGCUCGACCUAAUCAGCCACCUCCCCCUCAUCACCUCAGCUACGCGUCCCGUAUACCCCGGCACCACCCCCAUCGCCUACACCACCACCCUCUUCUCCGACUACACCGACGAAAACUUUGACGUGAACGAUGCGCAUGCGGUGGGCCUUUGGCCGCUGCCCGAGGAGAAAAUUCCGCAGGGUGUGGUACCGAUUUCUUGGCCGUUGCAAGGGGAUCCGGGGGGUGUGUGGUGGAUGGUUGAUACGAAUACUGGGGGAAAAGGCGAGGUUACGCCUCACUCGAAUUCUAUCACGAGACCUGUCGACGAAGUACCGGAAGAUGAGCAGUGGCGGACUGCGAGACCGGUGCCUGCGACGGAGUAUUUCGAUGGGUUAGCGAGGGAUUUGAUGGAGUUGGAGUUGUUGCCUGUGCCGUUUAAUCCUGGCUUGCUGGUUUGGGAGAUUUGGCAUGCGAGGGGGCAUAGGGAGUUUCAGGUUUUUGCCGAUGAGGCGAAAGCGAUAUAUCGGCAGUGCGAGUGGCCGGAUUUGGAAAAGUUCAAGCGUGCUAGGUGUAAGAGGUUGUUGGAGGAGUUGCAGAGGAGAGUCAGCGCUUGGGAGAAGGCGAGGAGGGCGGCGAUGCCGAAGCCGCCUGCGUAUACGGAUGCGGAAGGGAAUCCGGUUGAGCCACAUUGA
This is a messenger RNA of Bipolaris victoriae FI3, 891 nucleotides long. RefSeq lists its product as hypothetical. Bases 1 to 891 code for a protein of 296 amino acids. The record is from RefSeq and is a predicted model, not a curated record. Lineage: Eukaryota; Fungi; Ascomycota; Dothideomycetes; Pleosporales; Pleosporaceae. The transcript is spliced from 3 exons.